Messenger RNA from Caenorhabditis sp. 36 PRJEB53466, 1821 nucleotides. The record is from the annotation of a GenBank genome assembly. NCBI's taxonomy places the organism in Eukaryota, Metazoa, Nematoda, Chromadorea, Rhabditida, Rhabditidae.
AUGGAUAUCGAAGACAUUGUUGGUAGAGAUCUACUCGGAGACAGAGAUGGCUCUGAAAUCAAAAUACGGUAAGACCAGCCCGUCUAAUCCUUUUUCUGAUCCUUCCCUUUCAGCACUCGUAAGCAGCUUCCGAAGCAGGCACAUGAAGAAGCCAACGUAGACUCAGUCGUUCCCGGAGUCGGCCAGAAAGUGUGGGUUCGAACAUGGGGGUGCUCUCAUAACACAUCGGACAGCGAAUACAUGAGCGGACUGCUUAGAAAAGCUGGUUAUGACAUCAUGAAGGAGGGAGAGCAUGCUGAUGUCUGGGUGCUGAACAGUUGUACUGUCAAAACUCCAUCCGAGCAGCAGGCGAACAAUCUGGUUGUUCAAGGCCAGAAAGCCGGAAAGAAAAUUAUUAUGGCCGGAUGUGUCUCCCAGGCAGCUCCUUCUGAACCUUGGCUACAAAACGUUUCAAUUGUUGGAGUGAAACAGAUUGACCGAAUUGUUGAGGUUGUUGGGGAGAGUUUGAAAGGAAACAAGGUUCGUCUGCUGUCUCGUAAUCGACCGGAUGCUCUGCUUAGUCUUCCGAAAAUGCGGAAGAACGAGCUCAUUGAAGUUCUUUCCAUCUCAACUGGAUGUCUCAACAAUUGCACGUAUUGCAAAACAAAAAUGGCGAGAGGAGACCUGGUCAGCUACCCACUUGAGGAACUGGUAGAACAAGCAAGAGCCGCAUUCCAUGAUGAAGGAGUUAAGGAAUUGUGGUUGACUUCAGAAGAUCUGGGAGCCUGGGGUAGAGAUAUCGGUUUGCUUCUUCCGGACUUGUUGAAGGAAUUGGUGAAAGUUAUUCCCGAUGGAAGUAUGAUGAGGCUUGGAAUGACAAACCCUCCAUAUAUUCUGGAUCAUCUUGAGGUAGAUCCGCUCUUUUUUUUAAACAUUAAGCGAAAAUUGCAGGAAAUUGCGGAAAUCCUCAACCAUCCGAAAGUUUACGCCUUCCUGCACAUUCCGGUACAAAGCGCAAGUGAUGCAGUUUUAAACGACAUGAAAAGAGAGUACUCGAGACGACACUUCGAACAAAUUGCAGAUUAUAUGAUUGAAAAGUUUAAUAUUUUAUUUUAUUUUGAUAGAAAACGUAACUUUCAGUGUUCCGAAUAUUUACAUUGCCACGGAUAUGAUUUUGGCAUUCCCAACGGAAACUCAGGAAGACUUCGAGGAAAGUAUGGAUCUUGUGAGAAAAUACAAGUUUCCAUCACUGUUCAUCAAUCAGUACUACCCAAGAAGUGGCACUCCCGCGGCUCGUUUGAAGAAAAUUGAUACCGUGGAAGCUAGGAAAAGGACUGCUGCCAUGUCAGAAUUGUUCAGGUCGUAUACUCGCUUCUCAGAAGAUCGAAUUGGAGAAGUUCAUCGAGUUCUGGUGACUGAAGUUGCUGCAGGUUGGCGCUAUCCGUUCAUACCGGACUUCUGUAUUCCAAAUUUUCAGAUAAGUGUCACGGAGUUGGUCACAACAAGAGCUACGAGCAGAUACUGGUGCCACUGGAAAGCUGCACAAUGGGAGAGUGGAUUGACGUUACGAUCGUCGCCGUGACCAAGUUCAGCAUGAUCUCGACACCAAUAAGCGACAACGUGCAGCUGCUCAAAUCUGAAUCCCCAGACUAUAUGUUCUUCUACCCAAUGACGGUCUUCCUCCUUUCUCUCAUUACUAUGUACUUGUUCGACAAGUUUUUAUUCCCCGGCUUUCUCGACGAAUGGCUCCCAUUCCCCAUGUACACAUCUGAUACUUCUGAUGUGACCCAUGAGCUCUGGACAGCCAUUGAAGAUGAAGACGGAAUCGUCUACUAUGAAUAA